AUGGCGCACUACACACUUCCCGGUGUGAUGCACUAUCUGCAGACCGAGUUCACCAAGAAUGAAAGAGACCGGAUCACUUGGGAGCUGGAGCGUGCGGAGAUGAGGGCCCGGAUAAUUGAGCUGGAGAACGAAAACAAAGACUUGAAAUAUAAGCUAGUAUCGAUCCAAAACGGUGAGGCUGAGAGCAGAUCAAGCCAGGAGAAGGCAGAUAAGAGCAAAGAAAACAAUGCCACAGGGUUGGCUCCACUGAUAAAGUCAAAGCAGGCGGUACAGGAUAACGUUAAGGAGAUCGUGUACUUGCUGAAGAGCCCCAAUGCCAAUGAUCAGAUCGAAUCCCUCAAGAAUAAAAGCAAUACGACUUAUCAGGUAUCGAGGAUGGCUUUGAACUCCUCGAGUGACUACUCAAACGGUUUGUCAAACCAGGCAUCAACGAAGUCGCCUGGUCAAGUGAAACUCGAUAACAAGGGGAGAAAAAAUGAACUUGAUGCCGAAGAUCAGUCUGAUGAGCGUGUUAAAUUCGAAUUGGAGGAAGUCUCAGACGCAGACACCGUCUUGCCUUCUGAUGAGUCUGAUACGGAACAUUCAUCAAAGAAGAAGCCUGCCAAGGUCGCAUCGUUAUUCAAGUCUGACGUUCCGCAGGCAAAUAGAUCGGUCACAAGAUUACCAGAGUAUGUUAAAAACAUGAAAGUUUACAAAAAUAUGAUUUUGAUGAAUACAGACAAGAAUGAUAUGAUUCUCGUUGAUGUUCUCAAAGAUAAUAAAUUAUCCAACCCUAGAAGGUUUGUUUUGAACGGCCUUACUGAAGACUUACUCGACUACUUCAUUGUUGGCGAAUCUCAGAUCAUGACUAUAGAUGAAUCGGGACUGAAGUUAUGGGAGUUAGGAAAACCGGAUUGCAUAAGUCACAUAAGUAUUUUCAAAGAUGGGCACAUAAAGCAUAUAAAUUACGAAGACAUUAUCAGGGUAGAUUUCAAGAACAAGUGGUUGCUAUUUGCAACGAAGGAGAACGUUGUUAUUAUAGAAGUUGUUAUCACUAAGAGUUCAAGUCCUUCCCACUUGUCAAUAAACAAGAAACACAUUGUUGAGACAUAUAAGAGCAUUGUUGAUGUUGUACUCGGAAUGACUGAGAAGUCGUUUAUUACAAUUUGCGGCCCACCUUAUGAAUUGAACAUAUACAACUUUCAAGGUGAAAUCUUGCAGACUGUCAGUUUAGAGAAGCAUAUGGCUGGUACCAUGCUCCUAAGAGAUGAGUAUGCAAAAACUAGUUUCCAAUUGAAUAAGGAAUCGGCGAAACUGUUAAUACAGAUAAACAACAUUAUUCUGGUUUAUAGUUUUGAUCAGAAGAUCAUAGUGCUAAAAAGACUUCUGAAAAAUAUUCCUGCUUCAAUCAUGUUUAAAUCAUCUAACGAUGUUGUCAUACUAGCAUAUUCACCAAAGAGGAUAGAGUAUAGGACUUUGGCACGGUUUGAUUAUAUCCAGAAAGUGAUAAGUAACGAGGGUGAGGGUACCGCUGAGGAAGUAGAAGACUUAAGCCUAGUAAACGAAUCCUAUGGCCAUCAGAUAUCUGCAAGAGCAUGUCCCAUGGAUAUCAUUACUUUGAAUAAAAAAAUGAUGCUUUUAACUGCUGGGGAUACCGGUUUAUUGUCAUUAGACCAGUUAGUAAACUCUAAAUAA
Molecule: messenger RNA, 1674 nt
Organism: Nakaseomyces glabratus
Lineage: Eukaryota; Fungi; Ascomycota; Saccharomycetes; Saccharomycetales; Saccharomycetaceae
Gene: FAR8
Product: Far8p
Source: RefSeq, a predicted model, not a curated record